AUGCCCACUCCUCCUCCUAAUUGGGUCAAGGCCCUCAAGCCCGCAGGCCCGCAAGGAUCCGAGCUCCUCGCGAAGGAGCGCGCUGGAUCCAACGUGAACGUUGAGAAACUGUCUGAACUACUUCACACCAAGGAAUUUUUGGACCGCCAAAAAUCCCUCCUGGCUCUUUUGGAGCCCGAGAAGGUUUUUGAUAAGUCACAGAACCACUCGCUGGGCCGCGUAGAGCGCCUGCAGCGGUCUCUCGGCAAGGCCAAGCGCCUCCAGCAGCUUGCUGAACAGCACAAGUGGUCCAUGGAAGAGCUCCACGCCGCCAAUGAGUUGAUCGGCGAACCCACCCCCUAUGGCUUGCAUGCCAGCAUGUUCCUUGUCACCCUCCGCGAACAAGGAACGCCCGAGCAACACAAGCUUUUCCUCGAGCGCGCUCAAAAAUACGAGAUCAUCGGCUGCUAUGCGCAAACUGAGCUUGGUCAUGGAUCCAACGUCCGUGGUCUGGAGACCACCGCCACCUGGAACUCCAACGAUAAGACUUUCACCAUCAACUCCCCCACAUUGACAUCCUCCAAGUGGUGGAUUGGAUCUCUUGGCCGCACAGCAAACCACGCCGUGGUGAUGGCCCAGCUGUACAUCGAUGGCAAGAACUUCGGUCCCCACCCAUUCGUUGUCCAGGUCCGUGACCUGGAGACACACCAGCCCUUAGAGAAUGUAUAUGUGGGCGACAUUGGCCCCAAGUUUGGCUAUAAUACUAUGGAUAACGGCUUCUUGCUGUUCAACAACGUUAAGAUUCCUCACGUCAACAUGCUGGCCCGAUUCUCUUCCAUUGACAAGGCCACAAACCGCUACUCUAAGCCCGCUAUGCCAUCGCUGGUAUUUGGUACCCUAACCUGGGUGCGAUCAAACAUUGUUCUGCAGGCCGGUGGUGUUCUCGCUCGCGGUGUCACCAUCGCGACCCGGUACUGUGCCGUUCGCAGGCAGUUCCAGGAUCGCGAUGCAGAUGCGCAUGCGGGUGAGAACCAGGUGUUGAACUAUAAGAUGGUGCAGGUCCGCUUGCUGCCCCUCCUUGCUUCAAUGUACGCCUUGCACUUCACCGGUCGCGGAAUGAUGCGUCUGUAUGAAGAGAACCAAAGCCGCAUGAAGGCUGCCAACUCGCCUGGUCAGGACUCGCGCGGUGCUGGUCCCGAGGAGCUUCGCGCCGGUGCAAACCUUCUUGCUGAUCUGCACGCCACCUCCUGUGGUCUUAAGGCUCUCGCCAGUACCACUGCUGGUGAAGGUUUGGAGGUCUGCCGCCGCGCUUGUGGUGGUCACGGAUACAGCAGCUACAGUGGAAUCGGCCCGUGGUACUCUGAUUAUCUGCCCACUCUCACCUGGGAGGGUGACAACUACAUGCUGACCCAGCAGGUUGCCCGUUACCUUCUCAAAUCCGCUCGUGCCGUCCUCGCGGGCAAGCCAGCUGGUAACGAUACCAGCCAGAUCCUGCAGGCCUACCUCGACCGACGCGACAAGGGCGCCUCAUUCGACGUCCUUGAAGAGGAUAAGGACAUCGUCGCCGCCUUCGCCUGGCGCACCGCCCACCUGACCUUCGAGGCCCUCAAGCACCGCGACGCUGAGCAACGUUCCUGGAACAGCCUCCUCGUCGACUUCUGGCGCCUCUCAACCGCCCACUCCCAGUAUCUCGUCGUCAAGAACUUCUACGAGGCCGUCUCCUCCCCUCAACUCUCCGCAUCCCUGGACCCCGAGACAAAGGGCCUGAUGCACCAGCUCUUCCGCCUCUUCUCCCUGCACACCCUUGAGCGCGAAGCAGCCGAGUUCUUCGCCUCCGGCGCCGUCACCGUCCGCCAGAUCACCCUGACCCGCACUACCGCGGUCAUGAAGCUCCUCGACGACAUCCGCCCUCACGCCGUUCGCUUGGUCGACGCCUGGGCUAUUCCUGACUGGCAGCUAGACAGCAGUCUCGGUCGCUACGACGGAAAGGUGUACGAGGAUCUAUUCCGUCGCGCUAGCGAGGAGAACCCCGUCAAUGACUUGACUUUCGACCCGUACCCCUGGAACUCGGCUUUGCUGAAGAAUGAGCCUGCGAAGAGCAAGUUGUAG
Molecule: messenger RNA, 2088 nt
Organism: Penicillium soppii
Lineage: Eukaryota; Fungi; Ascomycota; Eurotiomycetes; Eurotiales; Aspergillaceae
Exons: 4
Coding region: 1-2088 (695 amino acids)
Biological process (GO): lipid homeostasis; fatty acid beta-oxidation using acyl-CoA oxidase
Cellular component (GO): peroxisome
Molecular function (GO): fatty acid binding; acyl-CoA oxidase activity; FAD binding
Source: RefSeq, a predicted model, not a curated record